Molecule: messenger RNA, 612 nt
Organism: Exophiala xenobiotica
Lineage: Eukaryota; Fungi; Ascomycota; Eurotiomycetes; Chaetothyriales; Herpotrichiellaceae
Exons: 2
Coding region: 1-612 (203 amino acids)
Source: RefSeq, a predicted model, not a curated record
AUGCGUCUGAUGCGUUCGCAAACCCAAAAAAGUGCUGACCGUCGUCGCAGACCUGGUCGAGUCCAAGAGCGCGACUCCGACCAACGACGGCCACGCGCUUCGGUUUCGGCCGAUGAUGACGAGCAAGAAGAUACUAGUAUGCUCAUCGCCGACCAACAACAUGCUCAUCUUGCAGACGAGCGAGUGGCUGAAGCUCGAACGUCAAAAGAGAGCCCCAAACCUUCAAACUUCAAAGAGCCUGAGCCUCUUGAAGAAAAAGGAAAAGAAGAAGACGAUGAUACCACACACGGCAGGAAACAAGGUGCACCAGACGAAAGUGCAAGUGCCCUGGUGGCCAAGGACAACGCAGACUCUGAUGGGAUUGAUGUUGAAGCUGCCCAAAAUGUGUCCAGUGCCAAUCCAUUCCUCAAAAUACCUGCUGUGCCUACGACACGGCAGGAACCCGGUCCAGGCGCACAAAAUGAAACUGCCCUGGACGAAGACAAAGUCAAGGACAAUGCCACUUCUGAAGCGGUUGAUGCUGAGGCUGCGCAAAAUCCAUCUGUCAAACAGUCAGGUGCACCAAGUCAUAGUGCCCUGGUGGAAAAGAACAAGGACAAACGCAGCCUCUGA